This is a messenger RNA of Egretta garzetta (little egret), 3723 nucleotides long. RefSeq names its product kinesin-like protein KIF19. Gene Ontology annotation, biological process: microtubule-based movement. The coding region runs from base 1 to 3000 and encodes 999 amino acids. The transcript has 20 exons. The record is from RefSeq and is a predicted model, not a curated record. Lineage: Eukaryota; Metazoa; Chordata; Aves; Pelecaniformes; Ardeidae. Gene Ontology annotation, molecular function: ATP binding; microtubule motor activity; microtubule binding.
AUGGUCUUCCCUGGAGACCUUCCACCAGGCACACAGGUGGCCCUUCGCAUCCGUCCCAUCAACGAAGCAGAAGUGGAGGAGGGAGCUGCCCUCGCCGCCCGCAGCGUGGGUGAGCAGAGGGUGGUCCUGAUGGAUCCGAGUGAAGAUCCAGAUGACAUCUUGCGAGCUAACAGAUCCCGAGAAAAAACAUUUGUAUUUGACAUGGUUUUUGAUCAUAGAGCAACCCAGGAGGAAGUAUAUGUGUCCACGACCAAAAGCCUGAUAGGAGGAGUCAUUUCUGGCUACAAUGCAACCAUUUUUGCAUACGGUCCAACAGGAGCGGGAAAAACCUACACAAUGCUAGGGACGGACUGUGAACCAGGGAUCUACAUCUGUGCUCUUGAUGACCUCUUUAAGGCCCUUGAAGCUACCACCGAGGAGAUGGAUUACAGAGUCUCCAUGUCCUACCUGGAGAUCUAUAAUGAAGUGAUCCGUGACCUCCUGAACCCAUCCUCGGGGUUCUUAGACCUGAGAGAGGACCCCAGAGGCAGCAUCCAGAUAGCAGGAAUUACGGAAGUCUCCACUACAAAUGCUCAGGAGAUCAUGCAGCUGCUAAUGAAGGGAAACAAGCAACGCACCCAGGAACCCUCUGCUGCCAACAAGGUGUCCUCCCGCUUGCACGCCGUGCUGCAGGUGACGGUGGCGCAGCAAAGCCGAAGGAAGGUGAUCGGCGAGGAAGUGCGAAUUGGGAAGCUUUUCAUGGUCGACUUGGCAGGGUCGGAGAGAGCGGCCCAGACUCAGAAGCAGGGCAAGAGGAUGAAGGAAGGAGCCCACAUCAACCGCUCGCUGCUGGCUUUGGGCAACUGCAUCAACGCUUUGAGUGAGAAGGGGGGGAGCCGGGCCCAGUUUGUCAAUUUUCGAGACAGCAAACUCACGCGCCUGCUGAAGGACUCAUUAGGGGGCAACAGCAGGACUGUUAUGAUCGCACACAUCAGCCCAGCCAGUACCUCCUUUGAAGAAUCUCGAAUGACCUUGAUCUACGCCUAUCGAGCAAAGAACAUCAAGACCCAGGUAAAAUGUAACCUGCAGAACGUCUCCUACCACAUCGACCAAUACACCAGCAUCAUCGCAGACCUCCGCAGGGAGAUCGAGUGUCUCAAGGCAAGGGUCGAAAACCAGGAGAAGGAGAAAAAUGUGGUCAGCUCCAACCUUGGGGAUCUGCAAGCAGAGAGGCACCAAGGCUCUGAGGCACACAGUGGCCAAGUACUCAACACCUUGCGAGUGCAGCUGAUGGGGGCUUUCAGGGAGCAAAUGGAGAUGCAGCGCAGCCUGAUGGAGCUGGAAAACACCAACACUGAGCUGCACGUUGAUACCUGCAGGCACCUCCUAAAAAUGACGGACUGGGAACAAGAGAGAGCUCAGGGUGCACACAAGUGUGACAAGCCCUCAAAGGAGCAGAAAGAUGAAAACACAGAGGAGGAAGACGGGGAAGUGGAUAUCAUAGAUUCACCCAAACCUCGUGAAGUUCCAGUAGCAAGAGAAGAGGUCAACCUGCUGCUGGCCGAGCAGGGCAAGAUGGCAGCCCUGAAGACAGAGCUGGACCAGCAUUUAGCAAAUGCCAAGGAAAAAACUUCCCAGAUGGAAGAGUUUUUCCCCAGACAAAUCACCAAUGAGGAUCAGCAGGAGGUGCUAAGGCUUCUCUGCAGAGCCCAUGAGCUUGAGCUUAGCAAUGCAGAGCUGCAGGCAAGUGCACUGUACAAGGAGAAUCUACUGCGCCAGGAUUUUGUGAUCCAGCAACUGCAGCAGCACAUGCUACUCUGUGAAGAAAUUAUUCAGCAGCAGCAGAUGCUGAUAAAAGCCCAGAACAUUCCUGUCCCAGAGACACUGGCAAGGUUACACCACCUCUUGGAGUUGGAGGAGGGGACGCAGAACCGCCUGCUUCUGCUACAUUCGGUGAUGUCCAGCAUGCUCAGGCCCCACAACAGCCCGUCUCUGGGUGUAAGUCAGCAUCUGGAUCUAAAUAAAGAUGAGGUCAGAAAGGGUCUACCUGGGAACAUGAAGGAUCUUCCCUGGGGGGUGAAGUUUGACAUUCCCUCCAUCCCCCUUGAGUCAGACAGUGGCAGUUGCAGAUCAUCUAAAACCACACCCUGUAGGAAGCAGGGGUCUCUGGAUACCCAUCUCAGCCCAACUUUCUCUGUUUUGCCAAAAGGCCCAGUCCAGCAGCAGAAACCAACAGGUGUUGCUGCAGAAAAGAUGAUUCCCAGAUUGCGUUCCCCCACCUUGCUAGACUUGCGUGGGAAAAAGUCGCCUGCAGACAUUGCUGCUGUUCCACUGAGUCUGGAGACCUUGAAGGAAAUUGCUGCCAACACCAAAAGCAUCUCCCUCAUUGCAGCCAGUCGCCGUUCCAGAGCCCAGCACAGAGACCUUGGGAGCAAAGUCUCCUCAGCCCGCUUCUCUAAGGAGGAUAUGCUUGAGCUCAAGUAUCUAGAGGCCGAUUCCACCCCAGACUGUCAGACAAGAGACAGUGCAAGUAUCGGGAGUUUGCUGUCAGAGCCCACAGCUGGCAGCCAGCUGUGCUGCCCAGCCAGGGGGGUGCUGAAGAACAGGAGAGACCAGGAGAUGUCUGCUGAGAGGAUAGCCAGAAAGAAAAGAUCUCGCUCUCUUGAACCAAACUCCCACAGAAUCUCGAAAGCAAAGCAUUGGACUCCCUCAACCCCCAAUACAGACAAAGCUGGUGAGAGCCACCUGCACCAAGCUAGACUCUUCCGUCAGUCAAAAGCUGUGAGUAGCGUACCCAUUGCCGCAAAAGUCAAGGUUCCUAUCGGCCACCAUUCAGAGGGGACUCCGCUAGAGGUGCUGCCAAAAAUCAACGCUCCUACAAGCACCAUCCAGCAGAGCAAUGCUGAUCGCAUCAAAGGACGGGUCCUACAGAAGCAAGUCAAGGGGCCUGCAGAUGGUGCCAGCAGUCGGCAAAAGCAGCAGUCGGUCACCCGCUCGGGGAACUACCCGAAGAUGAAAUAGAAGCCACUGGGGGAGCAGACACUCUACAGCCCCAAGGGAUUGCAAUUUUGAGACUGCUGGAAGUCGGCAAAGCGGGUGUGGGGGGAGUGUGCCUUAAAAUAUAUUUUAGCCUCUGUGUUGUGAUGCUGAAAAGCAGAGGGAAGGCUAGCGGGGGGGAGAGGAACCUUUUACCCUGUAGAUUACUUUUUCCAUAUCCCUACUGCAAGUCUUUCCCCUCUGUACUGCGUGCUCUAGCUGUUAGCUUCUGUUUAAAACAAAUAGGGUCUUAACAGCAUCCAAGAGGAAAACCUCAUUUUCCCAGCAUGUCUUCUCCUCCCAGAAAAUGUCAGCAUGGAUCCCGAGCCGCCUUUUUACCCGGGGCAAAAGUCUGGAUGCCACCCAUGCAUCCAAAAGGCUCCCUGACUAUUAAAACCAACUGUAAAUGCCUGAGAAAUAGUUUCCCCUUUCUUCCCCGCUGUCCCUGUGUGUUGCUGUGAAGCUGGGAGGUGUAACGCACGCCUGGAAUGCUGUUUGGGUGAGCAGAUGUUUGGCUGUGAGAGCAGCUCGGGAUUGCUCUAAGCUCUUUUCCAUCUACAGAACAUUUCAGAUCUGACUGCAGCCAGGAGAAACAGCAUGGUGAUAGGUAAAGACCUUGAUAAGAGCUAGCCUGGAGGUAAACUGCAGGAAUGUUUUUCUUUUUGGAACAAAUGUCUCCAGCCUUUUCCACAAGGGCCUUUUUUUGGA